AUGAUCUUGCUGCUUCAAGAAGGACAAGAUCGGCAGCUAUACUCUGAUAUCUUCCAUGGUCUACGGUUACAUCAGCGCGAAGCAGAAGGCAUCUCGAUGAUCAUCCUGCGGCUGGCGCCCUCGAGGCUGAUCGUGCCUCGCAAAGCUGCGCUGGAGGUUCUGGUCAGGCAGACAUUCCUGCGCGGAUGUCCGGCAUGGUACAGGCCCUUUGCAUCCGAGACCAUCACGAAUUGGUUGGACAACUCCCUUUCGGUGAUCUACAUCACCUGGGCCUGUCGGCUCAUUUUCCGAGCGAUGCCCUGGCUUAUGGAGUUGUGCAACUUCAUCAUGCCGUUUUCUUCUGCGGCUCGCAUGUACAUGCCAUUCGGAAGCUCAGUGCGCAUCACCAUCUAUGAGAAAUGCUAUGCCCUGACCCGAAAGUUAAUGGUUGCCAGCUUGUUUGCACUGUUUGCGCGCAUGCUGCUCAACCUGAAAGAUCCGAAGUUGCCGGUGGCGGACAUUCCCGUAAAUACCAAGGAAGCCGUGCUGGGGGCUGCAGUCUUCCCUUGGAAGCCGCUUGUUUGGCUUCUUGCCAUGCGCGUCCGCCCACGAUUGCGGACCUCGAAUAUGCGGCUGCUUCUGGCAGACAAAUGCCUUUCCUUUGCCAUCUACAUCAGCCUGAUCUCCGUACCGCUGCGGCUGAUUAACAUUCAGCUGCGCACGGUGCUGGCUGUCGGUGGUGUCGGCGGGCUUGCUGUCGGUCUGGCGCUGCAGAAUCUGAUUCAGAAUCUCAUCUCUGGGAUAUUGAUCUAUACCAACGCCACCAUCUGCGAGGGCCUGGAGGUCGAAUUGCAGGACGUGAAGCUUCAGGGCGUUGUUUCGGAAGUCGGAUGGUUCAACACCACCGUGAACGGCUACGAGGGGACGCGGGUGACUGUCCCAAACCGUCGGAUUCUGGAUGGCACUGUCAUUGACAAGACCAACAAGCGCUUCCGCGUGUGCCAGAAGAAGAUUGUGAUAACCUUCGACGAUCCUUCGAAGUUAGAUGCUCUUGUUUAUGCUGUCCAAGACGACCUCCGCAACAACCCAUGCGUGUUGCAAAAGGCAGCCGUGCUCAGAAUUCGGACCGCCAACCGAGGCCACAUCAAGGUUUACGAGCCGCAGUUCGUUUUCUCUGGAUGGUCGGUGUAUGGAGCUGAGUUCUAUCUCCGUGCUUACUUCGAGAAGUCGCUCCAGGGCGAUAAGUUCCUGAACCUGCAGAGCAAGCUCCUCAUUGAUGUGAACCCGACCCAUCGAGCGCGGCUUGGCCUUCAGUGGGUGCCGCUGUGUCAGGCAGUCCGCUAA
Messenger RNA from Symbiodinium sp. CCMP2456, 1323 nucleotides. Lineage: Eukaryota; Dinophyceae; Suessiales; Symbiodiniaceae. The record is from the annotation of a GenBank genome assembly.